This is a messenger RNA of Cottoperca gobio, 2709 nucleotides long. It is a transcript of the gene rmdn3, whose product is annotated as regulator of microtubule dynamics 3. The transcript is spliced from 12 exons. Lineage: Eukaryota; Metazoa; Chordata; Actinopteri; Perciformes; Bovichtidae. The record is from RefSeq and is a predicted model, not a curated record. Gene Ontology annotation, molecular function: microtubule binding. Gene Ontology annotation, cellular component: mitotic spindle pole; cytoplasm; spindle microtubule. Bases 465 to 1955 code for a protein of 496 amino acids.
CACGCGCUAGCCUCGUUGACAUCAUAGGCGCUCUGCUGCUGAUGUGACGUUAUAUAUUUUCAUAGCAUCAUGUUGCUAGCCGACUAACAUUUGCACACCUUGAUAAGAUAUAAACAGACCGUUUUAUUUUGUUUAUCCUUCAACUUUAAAACGUGUCAAAAUAUAUAAACUAGGUUAUGUCUCAACGGAAAAUUGUAACAUUUGCGUCAAGCUUAUAUUACAAGUCGUUAUUGUGUUAUUAGCCAGUGAAGGCUAUAACGGUGACAUGCUAAUUAGAAUUGGCUAACGUGCUAGCAGUGAGCGUGCCCAGUGUCAACCUUUUUUUCGGAACUAAUAUAAUUUACGUCAAGAGGCUCGAGUCAUGUCGUUGGCAUCCUGAGAUUCAUUACAUGUAGUCAUGAAAGCAGCACUCAGUAAGUAACUGACGUUAACGCUAGUUCUAAACGGCUGCGGAGUGUGGAGAAAUGAACACGCCGUUCGGGAGGACCGGGCUUAUAGGGCUUGCUGUCGGAGCUACAGCCGGUUGUGGCUUGAUUGCCAUCCUAAUUUAUAGGGAGAUCAGUAGGAGAAGAACCCAGAGAUUGGUACUGGAAACCCGGCCAGGUUCCCGGCCGUUUGACGAGGCGGAUGAAGCCGUGCUGCUGCGGGAGACGCUGGAUGCUCAGGAGGUGGAGGCCGAGCAGCAGGCUCUGGCAGCUGUGGAGGCGGUCGUUCAGGGCCUGUCCCCAGAGCAGCAGCUGGAGGUCAGGAACCAGCUGGACCAGGUGCUGACCUGCGUGGCUUCACUGCGCUCAGAGGUGGCUGAUCUGAGGGGCGGCCUGCAGGACAUCGCCGUACAGAUUAUCCAGGAUGUCAAAAAGGGAGUGGAGGACAGUCAGCGGGUACGUCGGCGGCGCCAUUACGUCCACAGGGAGCGCACCGACUCCACCGGCUCCAGCUCCAUCUACUUCACUGCCAGUCAGGGCAUGGCCAGCACGUAUGAGACCAGUGAAGCAGGGUACUCGACGGCCUACGCUGAGUCAGACUACACGGAUCGUGACACAGACAGAGAGGGUGAGCGGGAGCCUGAGCAGGAGUCUGAGGAAGAGGAGGAAGAGGAGGACGAGGACAAGAGCUGUGCCACUGUCCUCACCCUCCGCCAGGAAGACUCCCAGGAAGAAGAAGUGGAGGAGAGAGGGCUGGAGGAGGAGGAGGAGGAGGAGGAAGAUGAGGGGAGGCUGCAGUUGGUGACUGAAGUUCCCAGUGGGGAGCUGGCUCUCCUCCUGGCUCAGAGCGACAUCCUCCACACAGGAGACGCCAGGUUAAAGGCAGAGGGCUUUCACCUGCUGCUAGACAACAGAGCAGAGUAUGGAGACAGCAGGGAGUUUCUAUGGCGACUGGCUCGGGCUUACAGUGAUAUGUACGAGUCGACUGAGGACAAACAAGAGAAGAAGACCUACGCACAACAAGGGCGAGAGGAGGCAGAGUUGGCCCUGAAGAAGAACGGCCUGAAUGCCGAGUGUCACAAAAGGUUUGCUGUGCUGACAGGACUGACCUCCCAGCAUGAGAGCAUGCAUAGCAAACUAAAGAGCAGCCACAUAUUAAAGGAGCAUCUGGACCGGGCACUCGCCCUCACAGAUGAUGACCCCAUGUGUUUCUACCUGCUUGGCAGAUGGUGCUAUGAGGUUGCCACUCUGGACUGGUUGGAGAAAAAGGCUGCUGCUGCCCUCUACCAGAGCCCCCCCACCUGCACACUGCAUGACGCGCUCGAGAACUUCCUCAAGGCAGAGGAGCUCAGUCCAGGUUUCUCCAAGACAGUGAGACUUUACAUCGCACAGUGCCACAAGGAGCUGGGGAACAUCUCUGAGGCCACAAACUGGACUGAGCUGGCUCUGAAGAUGACCACAAACUCUAAUUAUGAUGAAACGUCUAAACUGGAGGCUCAGCUUCAAAUCUUAACUGACAGUAAAAUAUGAAAAACAAAUUUGUGCAUCAGCAGACGCAGCCACUCAGACGAUGGCACUGAUUGGUUUGUCAGGCCGCCGAUCCGUGGUCAUCCAAUCAGAUUUGCACCACAUAUGACACACCAAGUUUCUUUCCCUUCAUUGGUGUAUACCGUCAUACUGUCACUGUGAAAUGAUAUGGAGUUUAUUAAUGUAUAUUUAUUUUCUUUAAUAUGGCUUGAGUCAAUAUCACUAUAAAUAAUAUAUUGUAAUGUUUAUGGUAUCUUUAAUGUUUUUUUAAUUUGUUUGCCUUUUAACUGAUAAAACACAAGUAGGUUUUGUUUUUAGCGUCAUUCUUAAUUCAGUCGGCAUAUUUAAAGGAGCAGUACACCACAGGACAAACAUUUGGUCACAUCCCUCUUGUGGUAUCCAGUCAUGCACAUAGUUUUAUUUGUCAGAACAAUCUCAGACAGAUUUUUUUGGAAGAGAUGACCAAAACCUGCUCGCACAGGGUCAGGAUGCCACAUUUGAAAAAUAUUUCAGAGAAGAGAUGUUUCCCCCACAAUGCAACAUGUGUGGACAUUUAUCACCGCACUGACACCUGGAAACAGCCUGUAGUCGUUUGAUCAGGGAUGUUUUGGAGCUUUAAGGGAAAAGGGACUUUGGGAAUCAUCAAAUACAUCUAAUGAACAUUUGUCUUUGUGGACUAAGUUUUUGAAUUGUAAGCCCUUUUUAAUUUAUAAUAUUUCUGCUAGGUCCCUCUCAUUUGCCCUUUGCCACGUUUGUU